UACUGGAAGUUAAGGAUGUCUAGCCUGAUACAUUCCAUACAGGCCAUGCUGCAGAGGAAGAAACAGCUGAAGAUUGCAGAAGAGAAGAAGAUGAAGGGGGAGAAAGCUAAGGUCAUUGAGUACAAGGUCAACAUGUGGAUUGAGGAAAGAACAACUAAGGAGCAGGAAUCGAGAAAAGCCAACUGGAGGCUAGAGAAGACAAAGAAACAACUUGAAGCAGAAGAGAAGAGGGGAGUCCAGGAGAAAGCAAAGGCCAAGCUGCAGAGGAAGAAACAGCUGAAGGUGGAGAAAGCUAAGGUCAUUGAGGUCAAGGUCAACAUGUGGAUUGAGGAAAGAACAACUAAGGAGCAGGAAUCGAGAAAAGCCAACUGGAGGCUAGAGAAGACAAAGAAACAACUUGAAGCAGAAGAGAAGAGGGGAGUCCAGGAGAAAGCAAAGGCCAUGCUGCAGAGGAAGAAACAGCUGAAGAUUGCAGAAGAGAAGAAGAUGAAGGUGGAGAAAGCUAAGGUCAUUGAGGUCAAGGUCAACAUGUGGAUUGAGGAAAGAACAACUAAGGAGCAGGAAUCGAGAAAAGCCAACUGGAGGCUAGAGAAGAGGGGAGUCCAGGAGAAAGCAAAGGAGAACUAUGGAUAAUGGAGGAGCAAGAAGAAGGCUGCAAAAGAGAGGAAGGAGAAGAAGGAGAAGGAAGAACAAAGAGCUGAAGAAGAAGCCGAAAGGAGGAGGAAAGAAGAGGCGGAAGAUGCAUACCUGAAGUGGAAAGAAGAGGCCAAGACGAGAUCAUUUCCCUUAGCUACUCAAUUUGGCUUUCCUCAGGGCUCUGUCAAAGGUAGACCAGUCAAAGUUACUGCCCCUUUCACAAACCCAACUUAAAGGAGCAUUAUAGAAGUGUGUGAAUGAUCCACAUCAAAACAAUGCACAUCAGUUUGGUGCUGCUAUACAAUACAAAUAGUUGCCACAGCAUAAUCAUUUAUAUUAUAAUUUGAGUAAGGAAAUCCAUUGAUAUUUAAAACUUUCAGGGUUUUGCACGCCUGAAUGUUUGCACGAAAUGUUUGCUUUAAAAUGAGUUUUAGAACGUUCAGAACCUGAUUUGAAUGAACAGCAUUUUGACAUAGAAAAAUAAAAAAUG
This is a messenger RNA of Strongylocentrotus purpuratus (purple sea urchin), 1126 nucleotides long. RefSeq names its product calponin homology domain-containing protein DDB_G0272472-like. The transcript has 6 exons. The record is from RefSeq and is a predicted model, not a curated record. Bases 16 to 633 code for a protein of 205 amino acids. NCBI's taxonomy places the organism in Eukaryota, Metazoa, Echinodermata, Echinoidea, Camarodonta, Strongylocentrotidae.